Messenger RNA from Neurospora tetraspora, 2063 nucleotides. RefSeq lists its product as uncharacterized. The transcript is spliced from 3 exons. The record is from RefSeq and is a predicted model, not a curated record. Lineage: Eukaryota; Fungi; Ascomycota; Sordariomycetes; Sordariales; Sordariaceae. The coding region runs from base 1 to 1653 and encodes 550 amino acids.
AUGGCACCUAGUACUAUUUCCAAGUUUUUCCGUGAAGUCAUGGGCCAGAAUUCCUACCAGAGCGAGUACUACGUGGUGCGCCAACCAAGCCAUCGCCGCCGCUCCAGAGCCCGCUCCGUUGAGAGAACUUCGAGGGAGUCGAGGCCUAGGAAAGAACAUCAUGUGCACGAGGUAGAAAUCCACCGAAAGCCCUCCAGACGACAUGGAGACAGAGAAAAGAAAGUUCGCAAGGAGUACGAGUACCGCUACGAGCUCUUUCAAGACGACUCGGAAACCGAGGGCAAUGACGACCUCAAACACGUUUCCUGGGCCCAAUGGCCUGACCUCCAAACCCAACUCAGCGACUAUCAAGCUCAUCAACCAGCAGCCGAGUAUCAGCCGGCCCCCCAGCCCUCACCCCAGUUCGAGCCCCAAACCGACAACCCGGACCUCCAACAAUGGAUCUCAGCCGAGCUCGCCCUCCUCUGGUCCUCCAUCGACCAACUCCAGCACGAAACCACCGAGCGAUCUGCUGCAUAUGACCCCUACCUCCAACAAGCAAUCCUAGCGUCCUAUGCCACGUUCAAAGAGGAGCAGAUCCAACCUUUGCUCGAUGAGAUCGCUCGCCUUGAGAGACAGGGGAAGGACUACGAGGAGCUUGUGAAGGAGCUGUUCGGUGUUAUCAGGGGAUACCAGGUUGAGCUGAGGAGCGUGUGGGAUAGAGAGGAGAGAGAACGGAAGGAGAAGGAGGAAAGAGCUGGAAGAGCGGACCGGGAGAAGGAGAGGAGGCUGGCAGAAGAGGCAGGACAGCACAGGCGAGAGUGGGAGACUUUGCGGGAUCUCUCCGGGCCUACCUUGGCUGGAAUAUCGGGAUCGAACCCCCCUUCUCCUACAGGGAGCGCCCCUCCGCCUUACGAUGGACAGGUGCCGACCGAGAUUCCACCUCCCGCUCCUCAGGCCGUGCCCACAGUCCCUGCUCGCCCGCCGAAGGAGCUCGAACAAGCUCAUCAGCCAAGGGUCCGCUUCGAAGAAAUCCUCCACGAGAUACCCGCCCCACGACACUACACCGACGAUGAGUACGAGUACGGUCCCCGCGACCACCGCCGGAAAGAACGGGGCCGGGCCUGCGGCCGUGACCAUCACCGCGACCACCGCCAUCACGACCACGACCGCGAGUACGAGUACACAUACGACUGGCCACGGUCUUCUUCAAGAGAGACGCACUUCCACCGUGACCGUGAUUGGCACCCCGACGACAUUCGCCACGGGAACGGGCACAAAGACGGACACCACCACCCUCGGGACCAUCACAACGACCGCCAUCAUCGCCGGCACCAACACGAUAACCGGGCCGAGCGCCCUUCUGACGACCGCUUGACUGAUUGUAAUAUACCUUCCCCAAACGCUCACUGGGACCCUCGUCCACGAACCGGACGGGCCUUUGCACCUCAUGCACCAGAAUUUGAUGUCCCUCGCCCCCGUCGGCGGCACUCAGUGAGCUACUCCCCGCAGACUUCGCAUGUCAGCCCGGGAUCGGGAUCGGGUUCGGGUUCGGGCCACGCGUCAGAUUGGCGAGGGCGGAAUCCGCACUGGCUGCCUCCGGUGGAUGGUGAUGUAGAUAGGGAGGGGGAUAAGUACCCGAGGGGAUGGAGGGUUGUGCGGUUCGCUGUCUGAUUGGUGUCGCCUUGAAGGCCGUUGGUGGGUAUUGGGACAUCGCGUGCUUUCAUGUUUGUGUGGCCGCUGGGCUGUCCGAUGUUGAUUUGGACUUCUACUUCUAAGGCGUCGAGUUGUGCUUGUUAUCGGUUGUUUGAUGUUCUUCUGGGACGUUUUCGCUACGAAGGAAUGAUGUGCGAUGACUGGGGGGUCAAGGGGGUGAAAGGCAGCGGGCGGAGGAGUUAGCUGCGAUCUUCUUUGUGUGAUGUUCAUUCGGGCCCAACUUAUUUUGUCGCGUUCUGCUUGAUGCUAUUAGUUCUUGGAUAAUAUCAUUAGACGUACCUGAAUUGCAUAUGACCACGAAUUCUGUCGUCUCAUUCGAAUUGUGUUGUUUCCGAAAAUAUCAAAUCGAUGGAUUUUGGCCCGAUUAG